CACCUGCCUGCGGAGCUUUGUCAGUAUCGUCUCAACCCACUGAAGACAGCCAAGAUGAAAGUCACGGACAUGACGUUCAAGGAGGGGCAGGAGUUCAAGAUCCGCGUCAAACCCCAGGACGACUGCGUCUGCUUCUCCAUCAACAUCGGUCACGACUCCGAUAACAUCGCAAUGCACCUCAAUCCCCGUUUUGACUACGGCGGCGACACCAACACCAUCGUCUUCAACACCCUGUCCGGAGGCAGCUGGGGUGACGAGCUCCGCGAGGGAAACUUCCCCUUCUCACGUGGAGAGGAAUGCAAGUUUCACGUCAACUUCAACAAUGAGCAGUUUUACAUCAAGCUUCCCGACGGCUCCAUGAUCAACUUCCCCAACCGCCUGGGAGACGUCAAGUACAAGUACUUUGACGUCAGCGGCGAUGCGAGGAUCAUCGGCAUCAAGAUCAAGUAGAGAUCAGCCUCGUCUUGACCUCUGACUCCUGACCUGUCCUGUCCUCCACAUUCUGCUGGUUGAAAUAAUCUGUUUAACAUCACUGAGCCCAUUCAUGUUGUUGAGUCAUUUGGAAAUAUAUCGAAAUUUAGAGAGAUGAUGGAAAGAUGAUGUUGUAAUAAGAGGAAGUGGCCUGUAGACGGAGCCACAUCUUAAUGAACUGUGAAUGUCUGACCUCUCCUCAUUCUGUAGGUUUAUCUGUAAAAGCUGUGAAACAAGAAAAGCAUCUUCUUUGUCUCUGUCGCAGGACUUGUUUAAAUCUUUACUGACGAUUCACGUGUUCACUUUACUUUCACGAAGAGCUAAUAUUAUCUAAGGUAUUUUCAUUCAGAGCAGAGGUGUUGAGGGAAGAGGUAUUAAUGAUAUUUAAUAAAGCUUAAUCUAUCUUUUCAUCAAUAAAGGCACAUGUGCACAAAAAAUAUCCAUCCA
Messenger RNA from Paralichthys olivaceus (Japanese flounder), 918 nucleotides. It is a transcript of the gene lgals2b, whose product is annotated as lectin, galactoside-binding, soluble, 2b. Gene Ontology annotation, molecular function: laminin binding; galactoside binding; carbohydrate binding. Lineage: Eukaryota; Metazoa; Chordata; Actinopteri; Pleuronectiformes; Paralichthyidae. The record is from RefSeq and is a predicted model, not a curated record.